This is a messenger RNA of Fusarium graminearum PH-1, 3015 nucleotides long. RefSeq lists its product as uncharacterized. The transcript has 4 exons. The record is from RefSeq and is a predicted model, not a curated record. Bases 1 to 3015 code for a protein of 1004 amino acids. NCBI's taxonomy places the organism in Eukaryota, Fungi, Ascomycota, Sordariomycetes, Hypocreales, Nectriaceae.
AUGUCUUCUUUCUCUUUUAGCUCCCUCGAGAGUCUCUCCCUGGCGGAUAGAGUAUUGUUCAACAAGUUCAGCAAGGGCGCCGAGUGUCCCAUCCCGUACGAUGUCGCACACCACGCGUUCGAGGCGGUUGCGCAGGCGCAUCCCGACCUUACAGCGGUUCGACACUACGAUGGAAGCACAAUCACAUAUGCUGAACUCGACCGACGAGCGAAUAUGCUCGCCAAUGAGCUCAUCCACACAUACGGUUUGAGGAUAGGUGAUCGUGUAGUGUUGGUCUACUCACGAUGUAUCGAGAUGGUGGUCUUCAUCAUGGCUGUCCUCAAGGCUGGUGGACAGUACGUGCCAUUGGAUGGCGGUAUCGUCACAGAUGAUACUCUGGGCUUUGACAUUGCCGACUCUGACGCUCCAGUUGUUCUGUGCCUUCCCAAAUUCUUCGAAAAAGUUGUCCGAAGUGUUCCAGAUGAUAGACGGAACAUGGUCAACGUCGUUGAUCUUGACUCCACUUCACCUCUUUGGAAGAUGGGAAACCCAUCAAAUCCCAUGGUUGAGGUCAACACUGACGAUGGCGCAUACGUCAUCUACACAUCCGAGCCUUCCAAGCUUGGCAUCCGACCUGGAAGGAAUGUGGCACAGCAGCUCAAUGUUGCCUUUGAUAUGUGCGCAUGGGAAAUUCUUGGUACCAUGAUGAACGGCGGCACACUCCACAUCCGAGGCAGCGGUCUCCAGCCCUGGACGGAAUGUCUCCAACGCUGCGACACCAUCAUCGCCACACCCUCCGUCGUCCUCAAGUACAUGCCCAACGUCGAAGACUUCCCCAACGUCGACACCAUCGCCGUCGGUGGUGAGCCUUGUCCCUUGGCUCUGGCUGAGAAGUGGGCUCCUCACAUCAACUUCUGGAAUGUUUGCGGACCUACAGAGAUCAGCAUGCUCAACACGUGCCAUCUUCACCAACCCGGUAUUCCAUUGUCUAUUGGAAAGCCCAACCCCAACACAAACGUUUACAUCUUGGAUGACAAUGAGAACCCUGUUCCCGUCGGUCAGCCUGGUGUCAUGUGGGCGGGAGGUCCUGGUGUGUCGGCGGGUUACAUCAAUCUUCCCGAACUAACAGCUACACGAUACAAGCUGGAUAAGUUUACCAAUGACGGAACCAUGAUGUUCAACACUGGCGAUCUCGCUCAGUGGCUUGAAGACGGCAGCCUUCUUCCCCUCGGUCGCAAAGACGACCAAGUUAAGAUCCAAGGUUUCCGUGUCGAACUCGACGGUGUCUCACGAUCCAUCGAAACCACUCCCGGCGUCAUCAAGGGCUGCGCUCUCAAGAUUGAGAACGCUCUCUGGGGAUUUUACUCUUCAGAUGUUCAGAUCGACGAGAACCAGCUGAAAGCCGCCGUUGGCAAGUCGCAGCCAUUCUACGCCGUGCCAUCAGUUUGGAAGCAUCUGCCUGUUCUUGAGCUCACGCCCAACGGAAAGGUCGACAAGCGUGCUCUGAUGAAGAUUGCUACUGAGGGCGCAUUGAUGGACUCUCUAGGUCUCACCGUUGCGAAGCCUAGACCUCAGACCUUGUGGCCUUCUGGAGAUCGUAUGAUGUCGAUGACGAGUUCGACUGAUGGAACAGUUGUUGGCGCAGACAACAACGUUAUGCGAGAUCUCGAGAAGGACGAAAAGCCGUUGGUGGAUGAGUAUAACGAAGAAGAGUUCCCUCUCCCUGAGAAGAACGGCGUCCACGGAUGGCGAUGGCUGCGACACACAGCCUUCUCAGCAUACCGCAAGCUCUUUGGCUUCAUCUUUGUCACAAACCUAACGAUUCUCAUCAUUCUUCUGGUCAACAGUCGCGAUAACGAUUAUUAUCCCAAGCCCGCACACGUGGCCACGGCAGUUGCUUCGAACCUCCUCGCCGCAGUCCUCGUCCGCCAAGAGUACGUCGUCAACGCCAUCUUCUUCACCUGUUCCCGCGUCCCGACCUCAUUCCCGCUCUCCAUCCGCCGUCACUUUGCCCGCGUGUACCACAACGGCGGAGUGCACUCUGGCUGCGCCGUCUCCGCCACGGCCUGGUGGUUCAUGUACACCAUCUCCGUCACGCGCGAUUUCCUCUCCGAGAAGCACCCAGCACAGAUCAAGUCAGUCGUUCUCGCUCUGACGUAUAUCAUUCUAGGCUUCCUCUGCUUCAUUCUUGGUAUGGCGUGGCCGUCGAUCCGCAUGAAGAUGCACGAUCAGUUCGAGUGGACGCAUCGGUUUGUCGGAUGGACUUCUGUGGCUCUGGUGUGGGCGCACAUUAUUGUCUCAACGGCAGCUUCCACGACAGGACCGCUGGGGCCGGCGCUGGCGCAGAGUCCAACGAUUUGGCUGCUGUCGCUCAUCACAUUGUGCAUCGCUCUGCCCUGGACAAGGCUUCGACGUGUCAAAGUCGUGCCUGAGCCUUUGUCCAAGCAUGCUGUUCGUCUUCACUUUGACUUUUCCACACCUCCACCUUGUUCAUCUCGAGGUGUUCGCAUCACCGAUCGGCCGUUGGUAGAGUGGCACGCUUUUGCAGCUAUUCCAGAGCCCAGUGGUAAGGGUUUCUCGAUUGUCGUCUCCAAGGCUGGUGACUGGACGAAGCGCAUCAUCGAGAAGCCCCCGACAUCCAUCUGGACACGAGGAACGCCUGCCUCUGGUGUUCUUGCCAUCGCUCCUCUGUUCAAGAAAGUUGUUCUCGUGGCCACUGGUUCAGGUAUCGGACCUUGUUUGCCCGUCAUUAUGGAGCGACGCGUCCCGUGCAAGGUAGUCUGGUCAACAAAGAACCCUCUGUCGACAUAUGGCCAGGGUAUCCUCGAUACAAUUUUGGCUUGUGAUCCAGAUGCCACUAUCUGGGACACCGACGCGAAGGGUAGACCGGAUAUGGUGAAGUUGGCUUACCAGGCGUACAAGGAGAGUGGCGCUGAGUGUGUUUGUAUUAUUUCCAACAGAUCCGUCACAGCCAAGGUGGUGUAUGGGCUAGAGAGUCGUGGUAUCCCGGCGUAUGGUCCUAUUCUUGAUUCCUAA